Molecule: messenger RNA, 903 nt
Organism: Coprinopsis cinerea okayama7#130
Lineage: Eukaryota; Fungi; Basidiomycota; Agaricomycetes; Agaricales; Psathyrellaceae
Exons: 8
Coding region: 1-903 (300 amino acids)
Biological process (GO): regulation of DNA-templated transcription
Molecular function (GO): zinc ion binding; DNA-binding transcription factor activity, RNA polymerase II-specific
Source: RefSeq, a predicted model, not a curated record
AUGGAUCCAACAGAGUUGCGCUCGUCCAACACUAUCCUGGUGUUGAACAACUCUUCGCUCCUAUUAGCACAAAACGCUUUGGUCAUCGGAAAGAUCGACCAGGCCAAGAGAGCCCUAGCCGCCUUCUCCUGCAAUCCUUGCAGCGAGCGGAAGCUACUCUGCGACAAUGUUCGUCCCGCGUGUGGAUGGUGCACAAUUUAUGGAAUACAGUGCGCAUGGAAGUUGCCUCCUGCCGUUCGAAGUUCAUACAGUGAAGGUGGGGACCGGAAGACUGCCUUUCCAAAGCUCGAGGCCGCGCAGUACAGAAAGGUCCACGGGAUUCCCAGCAACCGAGUUCCCUCAUCCCCCGGUCAGAUGGUCAAGGAUUUCAAUACGGCCAUGACUUUCAUCAAUAUCUUGCCUACCCCGGCCUCCGAGUUGCCAAUCUCACGACCAGAGAGCUACGAAAUCGCAAUGGAUGCGAAGCCAGGUCCACCAGUUCUUCCUGAGAGGCAAGAAUAUCUAAAUAUCGCUCUGGCAGACUCCCCCCCCGAUGCGGAUCCAAUUGUCUAUCCAGGGGCAAGUGCCCGUGUGCAUUGGCCGAGUCCCACUCCUGAAGCGUUUGGAAACAAGGGCAAAGAUGGCCAUAAUGCAAACCUUUCUGCCCACGGUGGAUGGAGGGGGUCGCUGGAAGCACGCUCGACAGGGAGGACCUCUCAACUCCUCGUUCCUUCAUCCAGUCAGAUAGACCUGGCUCCAGCGCCCUGGAGCUACGAGGAUGUCUCGAUGAGAAGGCCAUUCCAGAUCGUCGAACGCCUCCCAUGCCACACGUCUGAGGACUCGCCGGGAGAUUGGUUUGAAGAGAUGAUGUAUCGACCGUCAACGGAGGGCAACGACAUGGACAUGGACUAUGCGCGACUUUGA